CGCUCCAGGGGCGGGGCUAAAGCGGUCAGACACUACAGCUUGUAGUCAGGCAGACCUGGGAGCUUCUGGAGAGCCGAUACAACGGAUUUUCAUCUUCCAGAAGGAAAAUCUGGAUUCAGUUAAACAAGCCGGGUAGCUCACAGCAGAAAUAUUCUCCUUCGUCUUUGGGUUUAUUGCUGUGUAAAGUCCUACUUGGUGUCAGUAUUGAGCCGAGAGGGGCUAACUUGUAGCUGCCUCAGAGCUGUAUGUGCGGUAACAACAUGUCAACUCCUCUACCUGCCAUAGUGCCUGCUGUCCGGAAAGCAACCGCGGCGGUCAUUUUUCUGCAUGGCCUUGGUGAUACCGGGCAUGGCUGGGCAGAGGAAUUCGCGGGCAUCAGAACACCUCAUGUGAAAUAUAUAUUUCCUCAUGCUCCCACCAUGCCAGUUUCUCUGAACAUGAGGAUGUCCAUGCCUUCCUGGUUUGAUAUCUACUCUCUGAGCCCAGAUGCAGAUGAGGAUGAGGCUGGCAUCAAGAGCGCUUCAAAGAACAUUAAAGCUUUGAUAGAUCAAGAAGUGAAGAAUGGGAUUCCCUCACACAGAAUUAUCCUGGGGGGGUUUUCUCAGGGUGGAGCUUUAUCUCUCUACACGGCUCUGACAUCUCAGAAGAAGCUCGCCGGUGUGGUCGCUCUGAGCUGUUGGCUUCCCCUCCGUAAAUCCUUCCCUGAGGCGGCAGCCAACAGUGCUAACAAGGACAUGCAUGUCCUACAAUGCCACGGGGAAGCCGACAACUUGGUCCCGUUUAUGUUUGGUGUCCAGACGGCAGAGAAGAUGAAAAGCCUCAUCAACCCGUCCAACAUCACCUUUAAAUCGUACCGGGGCCUACCUCACAGUGUGCGCCCAGAGGAAUUGAUUGACGUCAAGCAGUUCAUAGAGAAGCAGCUUCCUGACAUCAGCGAUGAGUGAACAAAGAAUGCCCCCCCCCCCCCCACUCACCUACUCGGUACUGUUCGAGUCUGAAUCUGUGAGAUUCGCUGGACUUUACAACCAUGGACCUGACAGUAAAUCUGCUGCUACUCCAUAGACCAUGUGGCCCUGGCAGUUCCUGUUAGUCUGCAACAGGAGGCAAUGCUGCAAACGCACUGGAGCCACAGACUCAACCCUGUGCAACAGUAGAGGGACGCUAGGAGCUUGAUUGCAAAGCAUGUUGCCACUGAGACUUUUUUGUAGGAACCAUAUGUAUUAAAAUAACUAGGGCUAAACUUUUGAGUUAAAUACUCAAACCUCUUACAAUAAAUUAUGUAUUGUAAAAAGC
Molecule: messenger RNA, 1293 nt
Organism: Cyprinodon tularosa
Lineage: Eukaryota; Metazoa; Chordata; Actinopteri; Cyprinodontiformes; Cyprinodontidae
Gene: lypla1
Product: lysophospholipase 1
Exons: 9
Coding region: 246-944 (232 amino acids)
Biological process (GO): protein depalmitoylation
Cellular component (GO): cytoplasm
Molecular function (GO): carboxylic ester hydrolase activity; palmitoyl-(protein) hydrolase activity
Source: RefSeq, a predicted model, not a curated record